AUGCAGGUACCGGCUCUGGGAGGUUUGGCCUAUCCGCCUCCGUUUCCCUGCCCCCCUCUCUGCUCGGAAUGCACCUCCCGAGAGACGGCUGCCCCCAAACCCUUCAGCAUCGACGCCCUCCUCUCCAGUCCUUCUCCCCCGGGGCUAGCUGCCAGCUCCGCCGUCGCCCAGCCUCUGUACCCGGGCUUGGUGCCUUCCCACGCCGGCUACCCUCUGUAUUACGGGGCGCCCCUACUCUACAGGACCAGCUUCACACACGAAUACCCACUGGCUAGAGCUGCCAUCACUCCACUCAAAUCAAAAGGUGCCAAGUCCAAGAGGGUGCGGACUAUCUUCAGCCAUGAGCAGCUCGCUCGCCUUGAGGAAGAGUUUGCCCGGCAGCAGUACAUGGUGGGCUCCGAGAGACUUCUGCUAGCCACUGCCCUGCACCUCAAUGAAUCACAAGUCAAAGUCUGGUUCCAGAACAGAAGAAUCAAAUGGAGGAAACAGAGCCUCGAGCAGCAGCAAGCCAAGCUGGCCAGACUGGGUAUUGUGGCCACGCAGGCCAGCCCAGACUCUCAGAGCACCGGUGAGGGGCCCUCUCCUGAACCCCAGCAUGAGGACCAGCCCUGA
Molecule: messenger RNA, 612 nt
Organism: Stegostoma tigrinum
Lineage: Eukaryota; Metazoa; Chordata; Chondrichthyes; Orectolobiformes; Stegostomatidae
Product: homeobox protein notochord-like
Exons: 3
Coding region: 1-612 (203 amino acids)
Biological process (GO): regulation of DNA-templated transcription; neuron differentiation; central nervous system development
Molecular function (GO): DNA-binding transcription factor activity, RNA polymerase II-specific; DNA binding
Source: RefSeq, a predicted model, not a curated record